Rhopalosiphum padi (bird cherry-oat aphid) is the source of this 1639-nucleotide messenger RNA. Its product is annotated as arylalkylamine N-acetyltransferase 1-like. Lineage: Eukaryota; Metazoa; Arthropoda; Insecta; Hemiptera; Aphididae. The coding region runs from base 117 to 791 and encodes 224 amino acids. Gene Ontology annotation, molecular function: N-acetyltransferase activity. The record is from RefSeq and is a predicted model, not a curated record. The transcript has 4 exons.
CGUUGGUUAAAAUCGUUUUAGAUUUAGAGUGAACAGCAUUUGAAGCCUUUCCGUGACGGAAGAAGAGUUAUCUAGAAAAUGACAUUGGAAGUGCUUUUAAAACAUUAAGAAAUAAUAUGGAUACAAUCAAAAAUACCAAAGUUUCUUUUAAAAUAGUGCCCAUAACUGACAAUGAUAAGGAAGUUGUGAUUAAUUCCUUAAAACAGUAUUUUUUCCGCGACGAACCUUUAUGUGCAAGCCUAGGGUUAAUAGAAGAAAAAGAAUCAGUAAUUCAACUUGAAAAUUUUUGCGUUGAUUUAUUACAAAAUGGAAUAUCAUUUAUGGCUGUAUCUACAGAAACAGGUGAAAUGAUAGGUGCAUCGUUGAAUAACACAAUGUGUAGGGGUAACGAAAUUAAUGAAAUCGGCGAAGAAAACAAUGAUAAAAGUUCAAAAUUUAAUGAUAUCAUGGUUCUCUUAGACAAAGCUGAACGAGAUACUGAUAUAUUUGGAAAAUAUCCAAAUAUUGAUCGUAUAAUGGAUUUAAAAAUUAUUACAGUAAAUGAAGCAUAUAGAGGACAAGGGGUUUGCAAAGCCCUCAUCAACAAGUCUAAAGAGUUGGCAUUGGAGUUAAGAUAUCAAAUGAUUUACGUGGAGUGCACCAGUCAUUUUACUGCAAUGGCUGUUGAACGAUUUGGAUUUCAAUGUAUAUAUUCGUUAUCUUAUUCAGAUUACGUGAACAAGCAAAGCGAAGUGAUUUUCAAGACACAGCCUCCUCAUAAAUACUUCAAAGUCCAUGUAUUACUUCUCUAAAAUAUUUUAUAUUUAUUCAGAUACCUAAUUAUACCGGCAACCGGUUAAACCCAAAAAAUAGUUUUUUAAGAUUAUAUAGUUUUAAAUGUUACAAUAAUUAUACCCCCCCUCCCACAAUAGAAGUUAAAAUAAGAUAUUUAAAAAUAAAUAAUUUGGGGUUUUUGUUUAAAAGAUCAAAAUUUGAUGGCUUUACCGUCAAACAUAAGUGUGAAUAAUAAGGACAAUAUAUAAAAUAAUAUAUAAUAUAGUUUUAAUCUUCAAAGACAAUAAUUUGAGCCUUGAAUUUUGAUUCUGAUUUAUAACUUAUGAAUAAAGCGUGAGUAGUAAUGUAUAUAAUAAAAGACACAUUUAUAAAUUAAAGUUUCUAUAAUUUACCUAUACUCUAAUAUAGUCUAUAGUAAUGGUACUGUUUCGAUGUCAGUCGUAAUAAUAUACAAUGGUGGUAACAAAUAUCGACAUUUAUACUGGUUUGCAGUUUUACAUACAUUAAAUAAUAAUUUUUUUAUUGUUUUUCUAUUUAGACAUUUUAUAGUUUUAUGAUUUUUACUAUUAAACUAAGUAUAGAAUAAGUAUCUCAAUAGUAUAUUCAAACAUUAAAAACUAGUUUUUAUAUAAUAUACCUACUAGUAGUGGAUCUAUAUUAAAUGUUUAAUUUUAUCAGAUUUCUGCACACUUAACCUAACUAUGAAGUACGAAUAUUGUUUAACUAUAAAAAUAAAUAUCUAUCCAAGGUAUGUUUGGACAUAAUGUAUUAUUUUUAUUUGUUGGUGGAUAAUGAAGAUCAUCUUCUAUGGUCAGAAUUUACAUGACUUUCAGAAAUAAAAGUAGCAUAGAGGUAUUAAAAUUGA